AGCCCUGGCUCAAGCUAGCCCAGGCCUGCGCGCCCCAGGGGGCAGGGCGGCGCCCGUCGGCGUCCCCUCCGAGGCGCCCCUAAACCAUGGCCGAGGCGGCGUCGGCGAGCGCGCCAGUCCGCCGGGCCGCGCCCAGCCUCUCCGCCCCCGGGACCCUCGAGACGCGUCGGCGCCAGGCCGAGCGCACCGAGAGCAAGGCGGCCGUGGGCACGGCGGCGGCGAAUCCGCGCUGGGCAGCCGCCUUCGAGAUGGCCGGCGGCGAGACCAGCGACGCGCCGGACGCGAAGAAGGCAGACCGCGAGGCCAUGAUGUCCGCCAUGAAGCGGAUCCUGGGCGACGAUCUCCCGGAGCGGCGGCUGAACGCCGCGCUGAAGCGGUGCGGCCACACCGUCAGCUUCGCCCAGUUCUGCGAGAUCACCGCGGACAUCCAGACGUUCAUGGCCGCGGGCAGGGAGAGUGGCAUGGACAUGGCCGAGGCCGAGGAGGUCGAGAGGCGGACCGAGUCGAAGCUCAAGAUGCAGCAGGAGCCCGACGUGUUCGAGAUCCUCGGGAUUGCGAAGUCGAAGGACAUCGCCGAGAUGCAGAGCCGCAAGGACCAGGCGCUGAAGAACGUCGCAGCGGAAACGUUCAAGGCCAGUGGAAUGGCGGUGCUCGCGUCCAGGAAGUUCGUCCGCGGCGUGGGCGCUCGGAGGGACGCGAGAUCGAUCACGCUCGAGGGCGGCGCCGAGGGCAAGGACUCCGCCGCCCAGGGCUCGGGGCGCCGCUUCGAGGUGGUGCCGGGCCCAGGUGCGAAGCGCACGCUCACCGUGAAGGCCGCCGUCGGGCUCCCCAGGGACCUGCCGCAGAUGCAGGUGCGCAGCACGGGCGCGGCCUGCUUUGUGCUCCGCUUCUCGCCGGACGGCUCGCAGAUUGCAGGCGGCUUCUACGACGGCGGGCUCCGCAUCUACGACGUGGACACGGCCUCCAUGGAGCACUGCCUGAACCUUCCGAAGUUCAUGGGCGGCACCUACACGCAGCUGGCGGCGAUGGCGGGGCCUCCGGACCUCGCCCAGGUGGCGCUCGAGCGGAAGGACAGUCCACGCGAGGGGGAAGGAUCCCAGGUGCGUGGCGCGGCUGAACGCGAACAAGGGGUCGCUCUAUGCCUGCGCCUUCACCGAGAGCGGCAGCAAGCUGGUCGUCGGCGGCGCCGAGCGGGUGCUGAAGGUCUACGACGUGCAGACGCUCAUCGAGUGGGCAGACUUGCCUGGAAAGGGGCACGAUUCGCUCUGCCCCUGCGUGACCAUCGGCAGCCAGGACGGUCUCGACGCCAACAAGAUCACCUCGCACACCGCCAGGGUCAUGGCCAUCUGCCCGCACCCGAAGCAGGAGCACGUGCUGUUCUCGGCUGGCCUGGACAAGAAGAUCCUCAUGUGGGACACGAGGGUCAGCGGCGCACCCGUGGGCAUCAUCUCGGGCCCCGAGCUCAGCGGGGACGCCCUGGACGUGUCCAGGGACGGGCUCAAGCUGCUGGUCGGGAGCCACCGGACCAAGACUCCCUUGGAGGUGUACGACCUGAACAGGAGCGUCUUCGAGUCCCUCCCGAAGGUGGUGGACUCCUCGCACCCCUUGGACAUGACGGCCAAGCCGCAGCCAUCGCCGAGGGACGCGACGGCGAGGAUCCACCGCUACUCGUGGCGCGCGAACGAGGCGCCUUUGCAGGGCCCGGGCCGCGCAUCCGCGGGUUGUCUCGUCUUCUCGGCGGCUUGGGACGGCGACUGCAGGACGAUAGUCGCCGCGGGCGAGAACGACAACCUGGCGCGGGUGUACACUAGGGAAGGCGACGACGAGAUCACGGUGCUCGAGGUCGUAGGGACCUGCCUUGGAGAGGACCACGCCUUCUGGUCGGCGGCGGUCACGGCGGAUGGGCGCAGCUGCGCGUUCGGCGCGGCGGACGGCACCGUCGUGAUUUGCCAGGUGCGGUGAGAUCUGAGGGCCUCGCCCGUUGAUCCUUAUACGUAGUGGUGCGUGCGUUAAACGCACGUACGCGUUCCAUGCUUAAAGCGAGCAUGGAAUUCGGUUCCCCCUCGUCGUCGUCGUCGCCGUCGUCCUUUUUCUCUUCCUCGCUCCUCCUUGUAUUUCUCCUCCCCUAGUCGUUCUCCUGAGCGUUUCCGCAACCUCCGUAGGUGAACUGUCUUGCGGUUGUUUGUACUUGUAGUUCUGAUUGUGUCACCAUCUAUCUCGAUUAAUAAAUGCGCUUCGCCUCACGUUUAAAUGGCAUCUGGUAGGAUUGCGCAUUUUAGAUCUUGAUAUCGACGGUCUCGAGAGACACAUUUUCAGGGUGCGUACAUGUAGGGAUCGGGGAAAAAAACAAAACAAACAAAAAGAAACUCCAC
Molecule: messenger RNA, 2372 nt
Organism: Prorocentrum cordatum
Lineage: Eukaryota; Dinophyceae; Prorocentrales; Prorocentraceae
Source: the annotation of a GenBank genome assembly